AUGCUUCGCUACCGUGGUGUGAAACAGGCUCUAGAUGCUGUUUCUCGACUGGACGCUUUUCCCAAAGUAAAGGAAGAAUUCGUACAACCAACACGAGUCGGUGGAACAUUGUCGUUGAUCAGCCGGUUGGUAAUUUUGUUCCUUAUCUACCAUGAAGUGUCGUACUACAUGGACUCACGAUUAGUAUUUACGUUCGUACCGGACACGGAUCUGCAAUCGAAGCUGAAAGUACACAUCGACCUAACGGUUGCAAUGCCAUGCAAAUCCAUAGGAGCCGAUAUUUUGGAUUCGACAAAUCAAAAUGUAUUUUCCUUCGGCAUUUUACAAGAGGAAGACACUUGGUUCGAGCUGUGCCCCAGCCAACGGGUACAUUUCGAUUACAUGCAGCAUCACAAUUCGUACCUCCGGAAUGAAUACCAUUCGAUAGCGGAGAUACUGUACAAAUCGGAUCACGCCGUUGUGUAUAGCAUGCCGGAACGUGUAAUCAUUCCAGCCAAACCCCACGAUGCAUGCCGUAUUCAUGGUGUGUUGACGUUGAACAAGGUUGCAGGCAAUUUUCAUAUCACCGUCGGCAAAACCAUUCAUUUCUCACGCGGACACAUUCAUUUGAAUAACAUUUUUGCCAACACGCAGACCAAUUUUUCGCAUCGAAUUAAUAGAUUUAGCUUCGGUGAUCACACCGCCGGUAUUAUCCAUCCGCUCGAGGGCGAUGAGAAAUUAUUCGAUAACGGUCAAGUUAUGAUGCAGUACUUCAUUGAAGUUGUUCCGACGGAUGUGGAAAAGUUUUAUUCACAUUCCAAAACUUACCAAUACACCGUGCGAGAAAAUUUACAACUAAUCGAUGUCGAUAAGGGAAUGCAAGGUGUAGCGGGGCUCUACUUCAAGUAUGAUAUGUCUGCGCUGCGGGUACUCGUGCGACAGGAUCGGGACAGCAUUGCUCAGUUUAUUGUGCGGCUUUCCUCGAUCAUUGCCGGCAUUGUUGUGAUUUCGGGACUGUUGAGCAAAUGUGUGCAUCUUGCUGGGGAUGUAUGUUGUAAGCGGCAUCACGAACCUUUGACACUGCAGGACCCACCCGCCAAAGGGGCCGUUAUUAUAAGUUGA
Anopheles marshallii is the source of this 1101-nucleotide messenger RNA. Its product is annotated as endoplasmic reticulum-Golgi intermediate compartment protein 2. Gene Ontology annotation, biological process: endoplasmic reticulum to Golgi vesicle-mediated transport; retrograde vesicle-mediated transport, Golgi to endoplasmic reticulum. The transcript has 6 exons. Gene Ontology annotation, cellular component: COPII-coated ER to Golgi transport vesicle; membrane; endoplasmic reticulum. The coding region runs from base 1 to 1101 and encodes 366 amino acids. Lineage: Eukaryota; Metazoa; Arthropoda; Insecta; Diptera; Culicidae. The record is from RefSeq and is a predicted model, not a curated record.